This is a messenger RNA of Melopsittacus undulatus (budgerigar), 681 nucleotides long. RefSeq names its product transmembrane protein 252 (gene TMEM252). The transcript has 2 exons. NCBI's taxonomy places the organism in Eukaryota, Metazoa, Chordata, Aves, Psittaciformes, Psittaculidae. The record is from RefSeq and is a predicted model, not a curated record. Bases 1 to 681 code for a protein of 226 amino acids.
AUGCCAAAAGGUGCUUUUACCUUCAUUCGUCUUUUAGUGCUCUUACUCGGUUUCUCCACUAUGUGUCUGGGGGUCUUGUGCAUUUCAACGAGUUCCUCUACCUGCAGAUGUGGAAAUAAUGAGCUGGUGUUUUAUUGCCUGUUGGCUUUGGGUUUUUUUCUCCUUGUGGCUGGCAUUUUCUGGAGCACUUUCCACGAAGUCUUGAAAUACAGGGGCCUCAGCAGCAUCUUCAUAGUAAAUCCCAGCCUUAGAGAGCUACGUGUCAGCACCAUAGACAGGCCUGACUUCUAUCCACCCUCCUAUGAAUACAGCACAGAUCCUGAAAAACAGAUGAGCCCAUUGCCAGUUGCCUCUGCACUAAAACAGCGAGAAGUUUUCAGUAUCCCUCCACCUCUGUAUAGUGAAAGCAGUGAGGAGUUCAUCAGUGAAACCAAUGAGCAGGAACAGCCACCAUCAUAUGAAUUGCUUGUGCAGCAGCUACAGCAGCAGCAAACAGCUGACCAAAAGCAAAACCCUGAAGGGGAGUCAAAUAUCCAUCCACAAAAGAAAACAGUCCAACAGGAUGCAGACAGGCAGGGGACCUCAGAAAGAGCAACGCCUGUCAAAACACUUGAGAUAGGCAGUGGUCAAAGUCCUGCAGCUGUGAAGCAAAGAAAACUGGAAGAAGAAAUGUGUCAGUGA